GAGACUUCACCUGCAGCUUUGCCACACUUGAUGUCGAAACUCAAGCAACAAUCAGCCUCACUGUGAACGGUGAGGCAGAUUUUUUUAAUGCGACAAAACGUGACCCCGGUACAAUACGCUGACGAAUAUUGGAGGGGGGGGGGGAUAUAAAAUCCGCGAGAAUUUCACUUCAGCGCAACGGGACUUUACGUAGGAGGGAGGGGGUCUUGGGCCGGCAGCCCCAGCCAAGUGGGGACCCCACGUAGGGGGGCGGGGGGGAGAUAACUAACAUACUAAGGGGAGACCAGGGACAGAGGGAAGGGGGUUUCGUUUUUCCACCACACUCCACUACUUAGCAGUUCCACAUUUUUAAACAAUGACUCCGUUUACUACAAGCGUGUUUGUAUCUCCCAGGAGGAAAAGCUCCGUGAAAAGUUCCCUUGUUAUUAUGACGCUGUUCUAAACAAAUCCUUUAUAAAGUCCGAGGCUCACCCAGCUGACACGAGCAUGAUGGUGGUACUGGUGGUAGGACCUAAGGGAUGUGGGCUAUCGUCCCUCCCCGUCCCCCACUCGACCACGAGAAACCAGUACAGUGCAGUCCUCGCAUAACGCGUGGUGGUGUUAACACGACGCAUUGCCGCCAUAACGUGGCUUACCAUCCGGGAACACUUUUCACACAGCGCGGAUUGCGCGCCAUGGUAACGCCACCUUAGGAAAUUUGGAGAUCCGCCUCUACGUGAUACCCGAAAACACCAGUGAACAUAUUUAUCUGCUGUGGAACCAGUCUCUCUAGAGGGAGACCAAUGAUGACCUUAAAAAAAGUGGUACAUAUACACCAAGCCCACCUUGGCACACCCGCACACGAUCUGAUGAUAACGGCUCCAUCUCCACGGUGGAGGCAUCUCGGACACUUUAUCUUCCUUGGCUACCACUCCACCAUUACUCUCGGAUUGUUGUGUCACGAGAUCAUCAGGGUGGAUUGACCACGGCUAAUAAGGAUGAUCUCAAGCCUAGAAACAUGAGCUUGAGUCCACCUCUAACCACUAUUUAAACUCACAACCUUCCAACUGUGAGUCAUAAUAACUGACCACAACUCCACCCAGUUAAACCAAAUGUUAGAUGGACAAAAUAUUACCAUGAAACAGCCACACCAAACAUAACCUUCAUCCAUUUUCGUCCCUCCCCCAAAUGUUAUCUCAAUUGUGCGAUAAGUGUCAUGAGAUGAACAAUCAGCUUGGAUCUCCCACAGUUAACCCUUUCCCAUUCCGAGACGUCUGCAAGUUGCAGGGUGAGGUCCCGUUCACCACUGAAUCUUGGAACGUGCAAGCGGGUUAGUGUUCAUUUGACUUUCAAAGCCAUAGUCUCGUUGUUUUCAAGCAUUGUACUCACUGCAGAGAACCGUAUGAUAGAUGGUGCCAAACUGUGCCACACACCCUCCCUCAUUGCCUUGUGGAAGCCUCAGAACUAAUAGUUAUUUUCAUUUAGUUUUUAUUCCGAAUCUGUACAUAUACAUAAUCAGAAUGUAAUUGUUCCAUUAUGACCUACACGUAUAACAUCGGAAUGGGAAAGGGUUGUGUGUUCCUUCUUGUUAGAGAACGGCCCACGGAAGCAGAUAACAGAGCUACCUCUGAUAUCCCUUUAAGUAACCUCUGCUCCACACAGUAGAGGCCUAGCACUUAACUGCUAUCUAACCAUCUCUGUGUUUCUGUGUCUCUGUGCCCCAGCUCCCCCGAACGUCUCCCUCGAGUUGAACCCAUCCCAGUUGAUAGACGGCAUGGGGCUGGUGACCGUGGCCACGUGCGUCGCUCAGGAAGGAAAACCCGCAGCCUCCAUCACCUGGAGUGGCCUCCAUCAGGGCAGCUCCAGUGAGACCACAGAGGUGGUGCCCGACGGCACAGUGACCGUGAAGAGCCGCUACCAGAUGGAGCCCAAGUACGAGAGCCACGGGCGGACGCUCACCUGCAGGGUGGAGCACCCAGCAUUCGAGUUUCCAGUAAAUCUCUCCACCACCCUCGACAUCCACUUUCCACCGAAUGUCUCCCUGGAGUUGAACCCAUCCCAGUUGGUCGAUGGCAUGGGGCUGGUGACCGUGGCCACGUGCGUUGCGCAGGAAGGACAACCCGCAGCCUCCAUCACCUGGAGUGGCCUCCAUCAGGGCAGCUCCACCGAGACCACAGAGAUGGAGACUGAUGGCAAGGUGACUGUGAGGAGCGAGUACCGAAUGGAGCCCACGAAAGAGAGCCAGGGGCGGACCCUCACCUGCAGGGUGGAGCACCCGGCGCUGAAGCCACCUCUAGUGGAGCUCUCGACCACCCUCGACAUCCACUACAAACCAAGUGUGAGCAUCGCUGGCUACGACGGCGAUUGGUACGUGGAUAAGGAAGCAGCUUCGUUGACUUGUGAAGCAGACGCGAACCCAAACAUCAUGCACUACCUUUGGGACAGGUAAGGGACCACAAGAAACUGUCAAUACAGCUACCUCUUGUUUUAUAGCGUGUAACUCGGUUGGAGUUAAGGAUAGAGCAGACUAUAGAACCUCAUUCUCACAUCCACAUAUUUCACUGGUUACCAUACAUUAUAUUUGCAAUACUACCAUACAUGUAUUACAGAUAAUGACAUCCUAUUUAAAAAAAAAAUAAAGUUAAACAAAAAUAUUUGUACACGUAGUGAGAUGUUUGAAUGUGGCGGCGUAACUGGGGCUUGUGGAGGGGAGGAGUGGAGAGAAUUGGUGGGAUUACUGGAGAGAGAGAGGGGGGUAAUGGAGAUGAUGGCGUGAUCGAAUGUGUGCACCAGGAAAAGUUCACGUCGACAAGAUCUUCAAAAUAGCACACGAGAAUGAGAUGCUGAUGCCGCUUCCCACGCUUGUGGUUGUUGUCAUACUGCUGCACUUCAGGCAGCAUUGCUACUGAACUUUGCUGCCUGACUAACGAUGAGCUCGCAAGCGUGUCCCGUACACCAUGGCCAACGCGGUAGAGCACGUCAUUUCAAUGAUAGUGCGCGAAAAACUAAAUUAAGUGUAAAUUAAUCAAACGCGCUAUUUCACAAUCGCGUUACAUAAACGCGCAUAAAACGCGAGGCGACUGUAUUUGCCAUUGUUACAGCCCUUUCUCAAACAGUGACUAGAUGUAGUUCUUCCACUCCCUAUUCCGUGGCUGUUAUGCAACAUGUUUUGCCAUACUGCUAGAUUGAAAACUAAUUUCUUUAGAACUGCUUGUGUUUAGUUUGUUCUCUUUUCCCCGCACCUCAGAUUACCACGGUUGGCUACCUAUAUGGUCCAAAAGAAGUUCAACAUACAUACUGUACAUCUAAUUACAUUUCUCUUCGCAGUUUUUGCAGCAGUGUAAUCACACGAUAAUGACCACGUGUCGUGCUCCCCGUGUUGUGGUGUGGUUGCUCUUAGGCAAGACGGCUCCCUGCCCAACGGGACGGUUGUGAGCGGCAACUCCCUGUCCUUUGAGCGGCCGCUAGUGGAGUCAGACUCUGGGUCGUUCUCCUGCUGGGCCAAUAACUCUGUGGGCUGGGGCGAGGCGGUGGUUAUCAUUACCAUCCGGUCAGGUACAACUACGGCUGCUACAACCACCGCUACUACAACAACUAUAUCCACUAUGCCCAUGGCAGCCACAACACCAGGUAUCAGCGCAGAUACAUCAGCAGCUGCUUUCCUUUGUUGACAUCCCACCGGCCCCUCAUAGGUUUGUUUUUCCUUUGGUGUGAAGUCUGUAAAUCAUGAGAACACAUUAAAAACAUUUGGGCAGGCCAGAAAAGCAAAUAGAUUUAACAAAACAAACACACACAAAGCUCUGGUUGCGUGUACUCUCAAAAGCUUGGUCUCUGACAAAAUGGCUGCAGUUAUUUUGAACUGGUGGUUUUGCAUCAGGCAGACAUAUAUUUUAUACAUGUGUAGUGUGUUACUCACACCGACACGUUGUAACAAGUCACCUGCUUACACUUUAUUCACAUAUUCUUGCACCAGUUGUAGGCAAUCCUAUAACUAUCUAUCCCGUCACUUAUGUUUAACUUCUCCCCACUCUUGUCUACCUUCCACGUCACUCAUGCUGCACUCAGCAGCGUCUCUUUAACUCUUGUCAGGCCGGCGCCUGUCGGCCCAUCAAUCAACCCUUAACUCCCGUCUCCCUGGCAACACCUCCAGUCUCAACGUGCACAACCAGUCGACCCCGUUUGCACCUGCUUCACCCCUUAACAACUGGCGGUUUGUCCGUGCAACUCCAUGUUGCACACGCGCACCUGUUUGCCCUCAGUUGCCCUCAGUUAACUGUGCACUCCGCGUAUUUCACUCCUCUACACGUGUAAUGACAGGGUGACACCUGCUGGCCUGUCAGGGUAAUUAAGGUUAUAGCUGGAUUACAUAAUGCCUUAUUAUGAAGGGGCGUAUCCGGGGUAAAGUUUAGGGGCAGUGUCAGUGGGCAUUCGCUUGGCAACGUCACGUGCGGUGAGGUAAAGUGUGGGUACUCCCCACCUUUCCACCAAGACGUCUCACUGGCGCAGAAAAGUAAGCCAACAUACCCAUCAGGAGGGGCUCUCAAAAGGAGGGGGGAGACGCUUCCACCAGCAGUGGCGUGGGUGAGCAAAUUGCAUGGCUGUACUGUUACCCAAUUUAACAUCUAUGUAAGAUUAAAAAUGACCCGCAGAUGUGUUUGUCUUUUGUAGGUGGUGGUGAUAAUGGUGGUGGUGGCGGCGGUAUAGAGCCCUGGGUCAUAGCUGUCGCCGUCAUUGUGCCACUUUUGGUUUUGGCUGCAGUGGCUGGAUCCGUUUUCUUCUUCUGCUUGAAGAAGAAGGGGAUUCAAGCAACGUGAGUUCCCAAUGAUUGAUUUAGAUCAAGGUGAUGAGUGUGUUCCUGCUCAUGGACAAGAGGGUUGGUUGGACCAGUGUUGCCAACUGCUUGAAGCAGAAUGUAGCAAAAAAUACAGGAUGGUCGCCAGAGCAGUGUUGUCACCUAUUUAUUGUAUUUUACCAGGUAAGGCCCAAUAAGCUAUAUAGUAGUUUUUCAGAAGCAACCUGGCUAUCACAAAUAAAGUGGCAUGUUAUGUGGACAGCAGCUAAAUAUGCUAAACGCGUGAUGUUGAUUCUAAAUAAAGAGGGGAAAAAAACACAGGUCCCAGAAAAAAUGCACGUGACCACUGGGAGAGAGACACCGCAAACUCCAAAUAUACAGCAGGUUUCAGGGUCGGGAUUGAAUCCACGACCUCCUGGUAUUCAGGUCAAAAAGGUUCCUAAAGUAAACAAAAACAAACGUAGACUUUUCAUGGGAAGAAGAGUUUACAAUAUCAGAAAAUACAUCAAUGUUGACCUCUACAGCCAUUGCUGCACAGCCAUCAAUGGUGCUAUGGGCGGCAAUGUGUCCCAGCGGGUAGCGCAUUCGCCCCCUGCUGUUGCAGAGGUUGCACGGUUCGAAUCCAGCAGCGGCCCUUUUUUACAUACCGAGGCAGGUGUAGGUGUAUUAACCGUGACGAAACCGUGCGCCGCCAAGAUUCACCGUGGACAGCACGGCUCGGGAUUUUGUUGUUAUCAAUGUCUAACGUUUGUCUGCAGGAGCAAGAGACGACAUGGCAGAGACGCUUCAGAAAGUUCCACACACCGACCGGUAAGCGGCGUCCAUGCUCGACACAAACGACGAUGAGCCGGAGUGAUUCCCAGUCACGGCGAUUCCCACCCGGACUGAAUCCCAGCUGCAGCGAUUAACAACCGGAGUGAUUCCCAGCUGCAGCAAUUCUCAGCCGCUGCAAAAGGAGAGUCGAAGUGUCGCGAUGCUCGCCGCCCUUUUUUACAGCCCUGCUGGAAAUUCAAGACUAUGAAACUAAAUUUUGAUUUAAAGCUUUCGUGACUGCA
Molecule: messenger RNA, 5826 nt
Organism: Petromyzon marinus (sea lamprey)
Lineage: Eukaryota; Metazoa; Chordata; Hyperoartia; Petromyzontiformes; Petromyzontidae
Source: RefSeq, a predicted model, not a curated record